Messenger RNA from Cetraspora pellucida, 3259 nucleotides. Lineage: Eukaryota; Fungi; Glomeromycota; Glomeromycetes; Diversisporales; Gigasporaceae. The record is from the annotation of a GenBank genome assembly.
AUGAACUAUUUAAAUUAAUCUCAGAAUUCAAAGAACAUUUAUUGGAUAAUUUGAAUCAAUCCUCAGAACCUGAAGAUAAAAUAGACGACUGUGAAAAAUAUGGUCACGAUCUUUGGAAACUUACUAUUGAUUAUCAUAACGCGUCAAAAGGAGAAUGGAGUAAAUUGAAAGUGUUAAAAAAAGAUGAAAUCAAUGAACUUUCUCCAGAAGCGUUAAAGCACAAUAGCAUGUAUAUGGGAGAAUUAGCUUACCAUCAAUAUCGAGCAGCGUGCAAAGUUGCCGAUAGAGCUAAACUGUUAAAAAAACAAGUAAAAUUGCGAGGAUAUAUGGCUCUGUGUUUAUAUUUCACAAACAAAUUUUUAGAAGCUCCACUAUAUGCUUUAGCGGCAAUUCAUUUGCAAAUUCAGAAUUCGCAUAAUGUUACGCAACAAGAAUUAAAUGAAGCAAAAAAAUUAUUCGAUAAAGUUAAUGGUAGAAAAGAAAGGAAUAAAAGAGAAGAGUGUAUGACCUCCAAUUCGAAUAUUGAAAUUAAAUUAGAAAGUGAUUUUAAUAACGUGAUGGCUUUAGUAAAAAUAAAAGAUCAAGAGAUUUCUUUCAAUCAUAGAAAGAUUAUCCAGAAUUCAAUCAAUAAAGAUUUGAAUAAUAUGGCUACUAAAUUAUUUAUUGAAGCAGAUCGUAGUUUGGUUUGUUAUCAAACAUCAUAUAAUGAGAUUUUAAGUGCAAAAAAACAUGCAACUUCGCACAAAGUUAAAGGUGGUGCGACUAUAGCAAGUGGUGUAAUAGGAGGAGGAGUAGUAGUCUCUACAGCCUUGGGAAAUAUUUGUGAAGCUACGUUUGAAUUUGGAAUUAGGUCAUUAGCUGGUCCGGCCUUUUUAGUUGUGGGUGCAUUCGUUAUUGCUGCUGGAAUAUAUAGCGGUUUGGGUAUGUAUAAAAAAGGCACAAAGAUGUUAAAAGAGCCAAAAAUUCGAGAAAAGCUCAAUAAAAUCAUGACUAAGGCGUUAAGCUCCUAUGAUAAAGGAGAAUAUCAAGAGUUUAUAAAUGCACUUUCUGAAGAGUAUGAUGAAAAGAGUCACAAAAGCCUCAUAGAAUGUUGCGAUGGAAUCGGCAUUAAAGGGACAGAUGAUAUAGUAAGCACGCUUAAAAUGCAUGGCUUCAGAUCAGAUGGCAUUGCAUAUUUACUUGUUCUGCUUGGAGAGGUCUUAGGUAGUGGAAAAAUAAUAAUCGAAGGUGUCACACAUGCAGAUCUUAAGACACAUGCGAAGAGAAUUUUUCGAGAAGCACUGAACAACGAUCUUGUAGAGGAAGCUAGAAAGUUAGAUAAUUGUACUAGUGAAUUGCGAAAAACUAGUAAAGGGGACUAUACGAGGUUUUUUAAAAGCACUUAUGGUAAAGUUCUAGAUUCUAUUUUAUCGAGAGAGAAUACAAAUUUGGCUUUAGAAUAUCUAGAUGACUCCCUAGAAAUGCCUUUUUUUUCAAGACUUGAAGAAAUACGUAACAUUGCAAGGAUUAAUAUUGCAAUUCUUAAUAUAACAGAAUAUGAUUUGUACGCAUGUAGAGAGGCCAUCAAAAUCGUUGACGAAGUUCGAAAGUCGAUAAAAGAAAAUUAUCAAUUUAUUAGCAAAGCCCAAUUACGUUUAGAAAUAUUGGAAGAUUUCUUGUGGAUAAUUAGUGGAGAGGUUCUACCUGAUACAUCUUUUAUUACUUAUUCUGUUACAACAGAAUCAGCACUGGAAUUGGAUGAUAAAUACAUUAAUUACUUGAAUAAUCAACUAUCUUUUAACCCAGAGAAAACACAUAAAUAUGAUAAAGCAGUUUAUUUUGAACAUUUGGCUGAAAAAGAAGCUAAAAUUAAUAAAUUAACCAGUUUACGAUAUUGGCAAUGCGCUCAAGAAAACUAUGAAAGUUUGCGUGAAGUAGAUCCUGAAGAAUUGACUUAUUCCCUUGGAUAUGCAAGGUGCUUACUAAAAUUAUCUAAAUACACCCAAGUUAUUGGACUUUCUGAUACAUGCCCUGUAUUAAAUGGUUUAUCGGAAUAUUGGCACUUUCGUAGUAUAGCUUAUUUUAAGCAAGCAAAAUAUAAAGAAUCUAUGGUAUGUAAUACCGAAGCACUGACAAUAGAUCCUAAAAAUAAUCCUGCUGAUAAACACAGAGAACUUAUUAACAAAUUGAAAGUGGAAAAUACCGUUAAACACCACAUUGAUCGCUAUAAAAGUGAAUUGAUAUAUGAAGCAGAUUAUUUAAAAAAUUCACAUAGUAACGAACGUCCUGUCUAUAAUAUUCUAUCAAUUGAUGGUGGAGGAAUACGUGGAGUAUUACCUGCUUUAUGGCUUAGUGAGAUAGAAUACCGCACUCAUAGACCCAUUUCUCACCUAUUUAAUAUGAUAGCUGGAACAUCGACUGGUGGAAUCAUUGCCGCAGGAUUAUCAGCACCACAAUUCGAAAAAUUCGGAAGUAUUCCAAAUGAAGUUUCUAACGAUCAAAUAUACACUAAAAUAUACGAAUAUUCGGAUUUAAAACCAAGACUUUCAGCUUCAGAAUUAUUGAACAUUUACAAGAACGAUGCAAAAAAAUUAUUUAGUAAAAGAUCAUGGACCCUCUUCAAUGUAUCUGAUCAAUAUACAAAUGAAGGUCGUUCUACUAUGUUUAAAAAAUAUUUUGAAGAGACAAAAUUAAGUCAUUCACUUACUGAAUUGGUUAUUCCUGCCGUAAAUGAAACUUACUCAGCAAUGUCAUAUUUAUUUACCCGAUAUGAUGCUUAUAAAAAUAGCGAAGAUGACAAUACUUUAGUAGAUACCUUAAUGGCCACAACAGCUGCACCUACUUUUUUUCCACCUUAUAAUAUUUGGAAUAAGGGGACCUUUUUAGAUGGGGGAAUACAUCUUAAUAACCCAGCGUCAACUGCUUAUGGAGAAGCUAUUAGAUAUAAGGUGGCAAAUGAAAAGAUUUCUGUACUUUCUCUGGGUACAGGAUGUUAUAUACCAGAUCCUUCAAAGCCUGAACUAUAUAGGCACCUGCUUUUUUGGGCACAAAAUCUUCCUAAUUUAGCAAUGUCUGCGCAAGAAGGUAACACGGAUCGUGAAAUGUAUAAUAUCCUAGGAAAUCGUUAUCAACGAUGGCAAAUCUUUUUUGAAGAACCUAUAGGAUUAGAUAACCAUGAAAGUAUUCCUAAUCUUUUAGAAUUAGGAUGUCAAUAUAUAGAAGAACUUGAUUAUUCAGAUGAUAAUCCCAUCAACACGUUGGUGGAGUCUUUUGAACAUAA